Molecule: messenger RNA, 831 nt
Organism: Schizophyllum commune H4-8
Lineage: Eukaryota; Fungi; Basidiomycota; Agaricomycetes; Agaricales; Schizophyllaceae
Exons: 3
Coding region: 1-831 (276 amino acids)
Source: RefSeq, a predicted model, not a curated record
AUGCAGACAAAUCAGUCUCCUCCAACUCCUUCUCACCGAUGGAGCUCGCCUGGUUUGUUCAUUUAUAUGCGCGCGGCAAUCUGUACUGAACAUGUCGUAGACGACGCAGUCACGGUGCUUUGGCAUUAUCGUGCGGCAGCCCGUCGCGAAUAUGGCGCUCACGCCAUCCUCACCAACCACGGGACAAUGCCUGCGACGUACGAUAAUCAACAACGGGCCCUUUUCAACACCACCCCUACGGCUUCACACUACGAUCAUUAUAUAGAACCCUCUCCUCGGGGACGUAGGCGCCCGUAUCAAGCGCACAGUUCUGGCGCUUCUCAAGUUCGUCAAGCAAGUUCGCCGCUACGCCUCGAGAGCUAUGGAUACCCAUCAGGCUCUCCCGCGUACGACACGUCCUCUCUCACGCCUGCAAUUUACGGUGGCCAUCAUGCUGAAGCCAGUGCAACUUAUCGCUCUUCCGAGAGCUUCGUGGGCCUUCAGGAUGGCUGGAUGGCCGAUGUGCCUGUCACAUCAGACAUAGCACACACCAAUUCAACGACCUACCUCAAUCGCAGCCCAAGUGACUUCGCCAACGUGCCAUUCCCUGACGGUUCCUUUGCGCUAGCGCAGGACCCCUUCCCUACGCCGGGCACCUUUCGCCUGUCUACGCCCGCUCGCGCGACGGGGUCCCCCGAAGCCAGGCAUUACCCCCAGGCGCGCAACGAAGUAGGAACUUCGCGCCAACGGGAGGCGGCCCAACGACGUCGUCGCGCGCCGGCCCGGAUGUUCUGUGACUAUCCCGGAUGCCACGCGUCCUUCACAAGGGGCCACAACUACAGACGUUCGUGA